AUGUCUUCUUCUGGCUGGAUGGGCCGACUGAAGCUGGCUGCCCGUGCCAUAGACCUCAGGCUGAAGGCUGACCCCAUGCAGUCCGUAUGCCAUGGGGAUGCCAAAGGCGCAAACAUCCUCUUUGCCAGCGGGGAAGGAGGAGAAGCCAUUCCCUUGGUGUAUGACUUCCAGUACUGUGGCAAAGCUGCUGUCACCAAGGAUGUGGCAUACUUCCUCAAUGUGGAAGCGUACCCGAAUGCCGCUGAAGAAGAGCGGCUGCUGCAGCUCUACCACGCGGAGUUAUCCAGGCUGCUUCAAGCCCAAGGCGACGUACCGCCCGAGUACUCGGCCUUCCGAACCUCCCUCGAGCUAGCACUUUGUGACUGGCGGCGCUUCUCCGAGAUUGGCCUUGGAGGCUGGGGCGAUGACGCUACUCAUCGCGUGCAGCAGGUGCUGAACAAGCUUGAUGGCGGGCGCGUCCUGGCAAAUGAAGAUGCAUAUAUCGAAGCCAUGCGGCGAGAGUAUCCCGUGUAA
Molecule: messenger RNA, 513 nt
Organism: Symbiodinium pilosum
Lineage: Eukaryota; Dinophyceae; Suessiales; Symbiodiniaceae
Source: the annotation of a GenBank genome assembly